Dacryopinax primogenitus is the source of this 426-nucleotide messenger RNA. RefSeq lists its product as uncharacterized. The transcript is spliced from 2 exons. The annotation marks the transcript as partial. The record is from RefSeq and is a predicted model, not a curated record. NCBI's taxonomy places the organism in Eukaryota, Fungi, Basidiomycota, Dacrymycetes, Dacrymycetales, Dacrymycetaceae.
UUUGGCGCGUAUCUAGGACCAGAGCAUGGGAAGCUGCUCUUCCGUGGCGAACUGAACUCGGAUUUGUAUGGUCCACUGCAGACUGAGUACGAGAAGGGAAAGUUAGCUGGAACGGAUGUGUGGAUUCAUAAAGAUCGGAUGAGCGGUAUCUGGGGCCGGAACACUCCGCUAGAGGAGCACUUGACGAAACACAACAUCAAGACGCUGUUCUGGAGCGGUGUGAACGCCGACCAAUGUGUGCUUGGAAGCGUGGUUGACGCCUACUCUUUGGGAUACGACAUCGUCGCGGUCGAGGAUACAAUCGCUACUACUUCUCCUACCGGAGCGAAGGAGAACCUCAUGUACAAUAGUAUCAGAGUAGGCCAUUUCUUGUGCAGGUCCCAGAACGCCGCUGAUAGUUCAUUGUGCAGAGCUAUGGCUUUGUGA